This is a messenger RNA of Haliotis rufescens (red abalone), 1446 nucleotides long. RefSeq names its product beta-1,3-galactosyltransferase 5-like. The record is from RefSeq and is a predicted model, not a curated record. Gene Ontology annotation, cellular component: membrane. Lineage: Eukaryota; Metazoa; Mollusca; Gastropoda; Lepetellida; Haliotidae. Gene Ontology annotation, molecular function: hexosyltransferase activity. The coding region runs from base 348 to 1370 and encodes 340 amino acids. The transcript is spliced from 2 exons.
UGGAAGGCGAACCUCACAUUUCGUUUUGUUUGUAUAUUUGUUUGUUGUUUAACGCCGUACACGGCAAUGUUCUAUCUGUAUGUCCGUCGGGUUACCAAUGAUGGCACGCAAUGAAGCCUGUCACUGAGCCUGGCCACAAAAUCCAUUUAGUCGCCUCCCACGACCAACAUAGGUUAAUGUGGACCAGCAAAGGAAAGGAGGACCUGUUAUUUCAAAAAGGACAUGACCGGGCUACAUAAGACCAUGUCGACAAGAUAACAUCAAUCCCUGCUGUUACUGUUAUAAUACAACGCCAUAUAUACCAACAUGAGUAUUCAUUGAUCUUCAUUUCAAAGCGGCCUUCGACCAUGCGUUUGGCUGGGAGCAUCACAAUCACGUGUCUUAUCUGUAUUCAGAUCUGUGUAUCAGUUGUUAUUGUUAUCGCCCUGGGAACCCGUCCAGUACAAAAUAAGACAAUCUUAGCUUCAGGCGAAUCACAUCAUCUUCGUGAAGAUUGGGAGAAAGGCCUGGAUGAUGAAUACAAGAAAAUGCCAAAUGGACAUGGUCGUACACGAACACGACGUAUUAACGAUGCUGAUAUUGACGUUGUUCUUGAGAACACACAGCUGUGCCGAGGAGUUUCAGAGGUGGACGUUGUAUUUGUUGUCCACAGCACUACUGACCAUUAUGACCGUCGGCAAAUACUUCGAACAAUUUUCCAGAAGCAGAAAACACACACAAAUUAUACCAUACGACAUGUAUUCCUCCUUGGGCAAAGGAACGACGUGAAAAUUCAGGAAAUAAUCAACCAAGAAUUCAACCAACAUGGCGACAUUGUCCAAGGUCGGUUUCAGGACAGUUAUAGGAAUCUGACGUAUAAAGCUGUUAUGGGAUUGAAAUGGAUCAGCCACAACUGUAGGGACGUGAAAUACGUCAUCAAAAUGGACGAUGACGUUUACGUUUCUUUGCGCAUGUUUUUCACAUAUAUUUAUCAUCAAUAUACGGGCGAUAACAGGGUUUUAUGUUGGUCGUGGAAGAGUUCAACAGUGCUUGUCAACAGAGGGGGGAAGUGGUCCAUUGAUAAGGACGAUCUAAGGCAGUAUGAUCUGUUUCCUUUGGAUUACUGCAGUGGUUUUGCUGUCGUUAUACCAGGGGCGAUAACUCCAGCUCUGUACAAGGCGACCAGGCUUGUUCCCUUUAUGUGGAUCGAUGACUAUUUCCUAUCCGGGAUGGCGCGUGCUGCAGUAACAAAACUGCAUGAUCUAAGUCCAUAUCAUUACUAUGUGAUUUUUCCUCAACACCGGGCGGCUUGCAUGAAAACAAUAAACCUGUGUAAAAUUAUUUUUUCCCCAAAUACUAAGAUCCGAAGACUACCAGUAAUAAAGGCAUAAUUUCCCCCACUUUUUUGGUAUUGAAAGAAACGAAAGAGAAAAAGGAAGGGAGGGUGAAGGAAGGACAGAGAAGUAG